Molecule: messenger RNA, 7364 nt
Organism: Labeo rohita (rohu)
Lineage: Eukaryota; Metazoa; Chordata; Actinopteri; Cypriniformes; Cyprinidae
Gene: kcnq5a
Product: potassium voltage-gated channel, KQT-like subfamily, member 5a
Exons: 16
Coding region: 1600-4641 (1013 amino acids)
Biological process (GO): transmembrane transport; potassium ion transport
Cellular component (GO): membrane
Molecular function (GO): voltage-gated potassium channel activity
Source: RefSeq, a predicted model, not a curated record
UACACGAUUGUUUGACCCUCUCAAUCAAAUUAAAUAUUUAAUAAACUUGAACCCUCAUCCCAACAACAUACAGCCUAUAUGUUUUAGUGUCUUUUUUAAACCUUUCAGUAACCACAAAAGUUAGAUAAGUUAGAAUAGACUUGAUAGACACAAGUCAUAAGCCAAAAAUUAUUUCUAUAUCGCAAAGUAUGAAAGGGUUGCCAGGUUUUCACAUCAAAACCCGCCCAAUUGCUACUCAAAACUAGCCCAAUCGCGUUUUAAGUGCGGUCCCCGUUAAAAAUCGCGUUUCGGGGGUAAAAUACGUUUUUGGCACGGUUCCCCUGGUCAAAUUAGCAUUGAAGGAGCUAAAAAUUAUGUUAUUGGGGUUGCUUCAACCGGCAACAACAGUGGUAAAGUAGCCCACAACCAACCACAGACUUGGCAACAUUGAAGUAUGACAAGUUUUCUGAAUUCUGAAGUAAGCCUAUGGGUGAGACUUCCGGUUCAUUAGCUGCUAUGGGGAAAUAACCAGAAGAAUAGCAAGGUGUAGUAAACGGUAAAACUGUUUGCACUACAAUCCAGUGUGUUACGAUAUUAAUAAAAUAAUAUGGUAAGACAGACCAAUUUGCACAAUCAAGCAGCAAAACGAGCUGUUUUGUACAGCAAAAAAUAGCUGGAUGCUGAUGAGACCGGAAGUCAGAGCAAUAAAAUGUACAAAUGUACGUGCCCAGUCUUACGGCAAAGUCGUACGGUCUCAGUUAACCCACAACCCCCCCAAAAGUUGUAGUUUACACUGAAUUUAAUAAGGAGAAAUUUUAGAUUACAUUAGUACGCUAAAUACGCUCCAGAACACAUUCACAUUCAUAGAUAUGUUAGCAUUUGCCUGAGGUGGUAGACAUAUUAACAGUAUGCUUCUCAAACGUAAACAUAACUCUCGUAAUUUAUCAUCUCUUUACAUAUUUGCUGCAUGACAAGUAUGUCGUGAAAAGUUUUGUAUAGUCAUUUAGAUUGACCGCUACAGAUUUCGGUUCGAAAAUAAAAUGUAUAUUGUCAGAAACUGUUUAAAAUUACCCGCUUAAUUGAAAGUUAUUCGCGCGUUGAAGGGAACGCUUCAUACAGUUCAUAAUUUGCCUGUAUUGGAGGUGUUUAAUGUCUACAUCAGUUCUUGUCAGGACUUCUGAACUAGAAUACAGUAGCCUAUGGUUUACAGUAGCACAGAGAGAGAGAGAGAGAGAGAGAGAGAGAGAGAGAGAGAGAGAGAGAGAGAGAGCGCGCGAGCGUUUCGCUUAAUGUCGGGUGAUGCCCUCCCCUCGCCAAAUCUCCUCCACUGAGAUGGUGACGCUCCUUCAAAACUCCAAUCUCACAGCGGCGGGAGCAGAUUGCUUGAGUCAUCUGAAGGUUCAUAACUUUACCAAAUCUUUCCUAGCUUAUCUGCCAAUGAGCUGGAUGCCUGCACUUGUCAGUAGGUGAUCCUGUUAUAUAUAUAAUAUUAAAGAAAACAGAAGAACAAUAAAGCACCCAAUGUUUUUAUACAGGGAACUGUGAAGCUCGUGUACAUCCUCUUUAUAUGUGCGCACCGCUGGUGCCAGACGCGCGUUUCCAGCCAGCGCUGGUGAUGCGAUGCCCCGCAACCACAGCGGCGAUGAGGGCGGUACUGGUCUCUGGAUGAAGACCUCGCAGCACUAUGGCAUGAAAGAUGUUGAAGCCGGUCGUGGGACGAUGAACAACGCGACCAGGACAGUCGACAGCCUGCUGUCGGCGCCGGGCACAACAGGUGCAGGAGGCUCGGAGAACCAGAGGAGAAAGCAGGGCGCCAGGCUGAGCCUGCUGGGGAAGCCGCUCGCCUACAGCGCGCAGAGCGGUCGGAGAAACGCGCGCUACAGGAAGCUCCAGAACUACCUCUACAAUGUCUUGGAGCGACCGAGAGCCUGGGCAUUCGUUUACCAUGCCUUUGUGUUCACCUUGGUGUUUGGCUGUCUGGUUCUCUCUGUGUUCUCCACAAUCCCUGCUCAUAUGGACCUCUCUAAUCACUGUCUCCUUAUACUGGAGUUUGUGAUGAUUGUUGUGUUCGGUCUGGAGUACAUCAUACGCAUCUGGUCGGCUGGAUGCUGCUGUCGCUACAGGGGAUGGCAAGGACGACUGCGCUUUGCAAGAAAACCAUUCUGCGUCAUCGAUAUCAUUGUGCUCAUUGCAUCCAUCGCAGUGGUUUCAGCUGGUAGCCAGGGCAAUAUUUUUGCCACGUCUGCACUUCGCAGUCUGCGUUUUUUGCAGAUCCUGCGCAUGGUGCGUAUGGACAGGCGAGGCGGUACCUGGAAACUGCUUGGAUCUGUUGUCUACGCUCACAGCAAGGAGCUUGUGACCGCCUGGUACAUUGGCUUCUUGGUACUGAUCUUUUCUUCAUUCUUGGUCUACUUGAUGGAGAAAGACUUUAACAAACAGUUCGCCACCUACGCCGAUGCUCUUUGGUGGGGUACGAUCACGCUCACCACCAUUGGAUACGGAGAUAAGACUCCACAGACCUGGACCGGGCGGCUGUUGUCUGCAGGGUUUGCUUUGCUGGGCAUCUCGUUCUUCGCCUUGCCUGCUGGUAUUCUUGGCUCUGGUUUUGCUCUGAAGGUCCAAGAGCAGCACAGACAGAAGCACUUUGAAAAGAGGAGAAACCCAGCAGCCAGCCUCAUACAGGCUGCGUGGCGUCUCUACUCCACAGACCUCUCCAGAACAUACCUGAGUGCCACAUGGCUGUUCUAUAAAAGUGUUCUCCCUCCUCAAAGGAAAGACCAAGGGGAAACCAUAAGCAGCCAAAAGUUAAGUUUUCGGGAGCGUGUGCGCAUGGCCAGUCCUCGCGGUCAGAGCGUGAAGAGCAGGCAGAUGUCGGUGAAUGACCGCCGCUCUCCUGCCACAGAGGUGGGAGUGGAGGGCAGCAGCCCUGCCAAGGUCCAGAAGAGCUGGAGCUUCAAUGACCGAACACGUUUCCGGCCAUCACUCAGACUUAAGAGCCAAUCGCGUACAACGGCUGAAGCUGAUACAAAUCUUGGACCGGAUGAUGCUUUUGAUGAGAAGGGUUGCCAUUGUGAUGUGACUGUGGAAGAUCUCUCUGCUCCACUGAAGGCAGUGAUCAGGGCCAUUAGGAUAAUGAAAUUCCAUGUGGCCAAGAAGAAGUUUAAGGAGACGUUGCGACCGUAUGAUGUGAAAGAUGUGAUUGAGCAAUACUCUGCCGGUCACCUGGAUAUGCUAUGCCGUAUCAAGAGUCUUCAGACUAGGCUGGACACUAUUGUGGGUCCACAGACCCUGAGCAGCAAAGCCAAGACCUUUUCUUCUCCUUCCCUGCACUUGUAUUACAGCCAGGCCAAGAGGAAACACUCUGCCCCAGGACUCGCCACAGCUGUGGGUCCACAUCAGACACUCAGCACCAAAGCCAGGAACCUUUCCUCUCCCUCUCUACACAUGUAUUACAGCCAAAGCAAGAAGAAACACGUUGGAGUGGAUCAGAUACUGGGAAAGGGCCAGAUUUCUGUGGAUAGGAAAGGCAGGGAGAAAAUCCUCCCAGAAGGAGAAUCCUUGGAGCAUGACAUGAGCAUGCUUGGCCGUGUCUGUAAAGUCGAGAGACAAGUACAGUCCAUUGAGUCAAAGCUGGACUCAUUGCUGGAUAUAUACCGGCAAGUGUUGCAGAAAGGCCCCUCAUCGAUGCUCGGUCUGUCUGCUUUGCCCCUGUUCGAGCUGGAUCAAACCUCUGACUACCAAAGCUCCAUCCAUAGCAAGGAUUUGUCAUCCUCCUCCCAGCUUACCGGCAGUCGGUCUGGCAGCAGUAACCUGCACCGUGGUCUUCAUCUUGCUUUGGCUCCUAGUGAACUCAACUUGGGUACGGGUUACCCGCAUUCUGCCUCCUCCUUCUCACCUUCUCCUCUCUUAAACAACCAGCCCUCCAGCCCGGACAGUUUCUACCCAGCGUCCCCUCCUCCCAUUCUCACCCCCAACAACCUUUCCAGAAGUCACCAGCGGUUCAGUGAACUGACCAGGCCGGUCCCAACGGUACAUUCGACCUCAUCAACCCUUCAGCUCCCGCCUAUGGUACCAACGCCUACCAGUCGGCCUCCCAGCCUUAUCCCAGAGACUCUACAGGAGAGCCGGGCGGAGUGUCCGAGCAAUUGCCUAUUGAGUACCCAAACCGAGGAUGAGUCGGACAGGGAAGCCGAGAGUAUUCAAAGCACGGUACAGCUACGGGACAAACCCGAACGCAACCCCAAGGAAGAUGGGUCGUGGAGAAGACAUUUGAGCCUUGACAUUGAUCCUCUGAUGCUCAUGUCUUCCAAAACAGCUCCCUCGCUACAGGUCGAGCGUGGACUGGGUAAGUCUCUUUCCGCUCAGAACCUCAUGUUACCGACUGCUGCGGACUGCCAUCCCAGCCUGUCCGCUCGGAGCAGCGGCAGCAGCAACAAUGAGUCCAGCGACCGCGAGCCGCUGGCCGACUGGGGCGAUACGGAGCUGUUCGUCAAUGACAAAGAGUCGGACACCACGGAGGGCGAACAUUGCCACCAACAAAGCAACGAUACGACCUUCUCCUCUGAGCUGCUACGGACAGGAGCCAGUGGGCCGUCUCCCAGCCAGGCUGGACCAAGAGAUGGUCUUGAGUCCCAUAACUUGCCUCACGUAUGCCUCGAAUAACGGCCGGAGCACAGGAACCUCACUGUGGAGACUGGACACAACCUCAUGUCCCUCAUGUGCUUCUUUUCCAAAGGAAAUGGAGCGUCCUGUACGCUCUAAAUGUUUUCUAAUUUUCACAAGAAGAAGACAUGCCGUUCAUACGUUUAUGUUCAUACGUACAUAUCAAUGCAUGGACAAUUUGUCAAAAAAGAGAAUUUAUAUUAAGAAGAAACUGUUGGGGAAGAAACAUUUAAAAAAUAUUCCGGGGUCAAUAUAAGUUAAGCUCAAUUGACAUAAUACUGAUUACCUCAGUAAUCACCACAAAUGACUGAAAAGUGUGUGAAUCAGGAGCAUUUCCCCCAAACAUUAAAAAGUGUUUAAGUCACUAAUUUUCCUUAAGAAACAUUGUCCAACAGCGACACCAGCAGGUAAAAUUAUGGCGGGAGUCCGCUUCUCUCUUGCCUCCCCUGAGACCAUUUGAGUUUUACCAGACCCUCUAAAGCGUGCAGUGAGUUUGUUGUUGUUUGGUAAUUGAGAAUGAAUGGUCGUGUGAGAAGAGGCAAUGCUUCCACUGCGAUAUGAUUGGAUAUGACUGGUUAUGUUCAGCUGUGAUUGGUUCAUGCGACAAAUCCUGCUUCUUGGUGUGUGUUCUACAUUUGAGUUUUAGUGAGUAAUCAACUUGGUGAAAUUUAAAGUAAAUCUCAGUGUCUGUGACCAAUAUUUACCGAUCUUUGAUGACUGAUGAUCUGAAAAGUUAAAUUUUUUUUAAAGUUAACCAUUAAAAAGAAUAACUAAACAUAAGUUUACAAAUAGAAUAUAUUGUUUAAAUUGUUGCCGCUUUGAGUUAUUAUUUUGGAAUAAAUGUAAAAUGCUUAAAAACAUUAACUUGAUGAGAUUCAUACUUUGCUUUAAUAAAUAGAAUAUUGAGUGCUUUGGUAAUGUAAAAAUAUAUAUGUAUAUGCAUUUAGAAAAUAGAAAACAUGUGGGUUAAUCAGUAUUAUGCUACAAAAGCUGUCAGUUGAGCAUAACUUGUAUUGAACCCAUAAUAUUCCUUUGUAAUAAUAAAGGGUUAUGGUACUGAAUGAGCCUUGCAUGGGAUAUCGGCAUGUUUAAAAUGCAACAGAAAAUAGAAUUGGAGGUUUGUAUGCACAUGUAGUAAUAAGCCCUCGCUCAGCAUUAGGAUUCAUUUCUCACUUCCUUCUGAAUGUUUGGCGGUCCACUCAUUUGCAUGUGUUAAGAAACUGUGGGAGGAAUAGCAGAAAACCAGAUGGUCUUAGUCCAAAACCACAUUAAUCUGUGAUACUAUGCAGACCUUAGCUGAUCAAGCAGGGUUUGCAAGCAACUCCAGAAGAAACUCAGAAACAAAUGCAUCUUCACGCUGUAGCCUGCACAGAGAUAUGCUUUCUUAAUAUGACUAUGUCCUUUGAAACCCGAGAGUCUUAGCAUCUGAAGAAAGCUGAAUGUUGUGGCUGAAGGGGCGGUGUGUCUUGUGUAAUGUCUUGUGAGGAGGUAUUUGUGACAAUCAGGCUUUUCAAAAAGCACUGAUUUCUGAUUUUUCUAAUUACGAGUCCUUGUGGAUAUUUGGCUGCUAAAAUGUUACAAAAAAAAUGAGGAAGAUGAUGCAUCAUUUUCAUCAUGACAAUAAACCACACAUGCAAUAUCACAACUAAUGAUUGUAAUUAAAUUUGACAUGUAUUUUGAUUGCUUUGUAACCUGCAUCCAUAUAAUCAGAAGUUAUCUUUGUCAAAUAGAAAGUCUCACAAAUGUGUUUUUAUCAGAAUUGCGGCAAUAUCUCAUUUCUGUUGUAUUUUCUGAUUUUUUUUUCUUUUAAAUUCUGUAGCAAGCAAGCGUCUUAUACCUAAACCUCAGCUUUGUAACCUCUGUUCUACGUUUUUUAUUCCAUGCUUCUGAAUGGUACAAGAAGUGCUUUAGCUAAAAUGCUUGUCUGUACAACUUAGAAUGUAAUGUGUAUCAUUAUGUGUACGUAGACUAACCAUGAUUAGCUGUUACAUUUAGUUUGUUUUGUUUUUAUUUUUUGGUUAAAAACAUCUGAGGUGUACAUUGAGGAUGUUUUUGGCACUGUACAAGUGGAAGCACAACUGUUCAGAUGUGUAGAGGAAACCUGCAAAUGUGAUGAAGUGUUUUAACAUGAAUAUGCUUUAAAUAAGAUUUAUAAUCCAGAGAUAGUCAAGAUGCUUAUUUUGCUCUAGAGUUGAGGUAAAUAAUAUCGGCACCUGAGAACUGAACUGAGAAAAUGUCAACAGCUGUGGAACUAAUUGAUGCUUGAAAUGCAGAAUAAAAAGGUUGUACAGAAAUAUAGUCUUCUUAACACAUUAUAAUUAAUAUUACUAUUGCUUUUUUGAAAGUUUUAAUUUGUAAUUCAAUGUUUUACGGUGCCUUUUUGCAUUUUAUUAAACAUUUAUACAACUUCUGUAUUCACAGUACCUUGAACUUUUAUUGAAAUUAUGUCAUAUUUCGAUAAUUGCACAUUCUCUGUUUGGCUGUGAACUUAAAGCGUCUGUCAGUUAAAGCAGCAUUUCUUUGUUUUACCACUAGAUCAAAUAAUUUAUUACACAGAAACUGGCCUUAAUAUACAUGCUUGAUAAUGUUAGCGUUCUCUGUCAUUCAAAAUAAUUUAUUUCAUCAUUGUGCACAUAGCAGAGUUGAUGCUCUGGGAUUGAAAAAUGCAAAAUGAAAAUUUAUGAUCAUCCUAAUACUUAAAUAAACAAAAUACUUGAAACUUG